Messenger RNA from Centropristis striata (black sea bass), 1118 nucleotides. Its product is annotated as helix-loop-helix protein 2-like. The record is from RefSeq and is a predicted model, not a curated record. Lineage: Eukaryota; Metazoa; Chordata; Actinopteri; Perciformes; Serranidae. The transcript has 2 exons. Gene Ontology annotation, molecular function: DNA-binding transcription factor activity, RNA polymerase II-specific; RNA polymerase II cis-regulatory region sequence-specific DNA binding; protein dimerization activity. Bases 674 to 1045 code for a protein of 123 amino acids. Gene Ontology annotation, biological process: regulation of transcription by RNA polymerase II.
AAGAGAGAGAGAGGGGGCGGCGUUAGACAAUACCAUUCCUCAAAUAUAUUCCAUCCCCUCCGUCCCUGAAGUGAGCCUUUAUUAGUCCGGAUCGUUUGGAUCUUAUCUCGCAUAUGACACCAGGAAGAGUGGAGCACCACGGAGCGGAUUACCUGCGAGCUGCUGCCCGAUCCGCUGCGUCCUCACCCGGGGAGAGCCUCGCCGCUGCGCCCCUCUCCUCCCCAGCUUCCACAGGCGGAUGGACCAGGAGCUCCGGCUGCACUUUCUCCGCUAUCUGCCCACAAUCUGCGCCUCUAUUGUCUCUGGAUCACACGGGGGGGCUCUCUGAUCCCACUCCACUCUUAUCUUUUUUUUUUCUUCUCUCCUCUCUUUUUAAUCUGAUCACUAAUCAGCUGUUAAGACUUCUUCUUCUUUUCUUUUCACGUGCAUAAACAUUUCCCCUCCUGCGUGACGUUUGACCCCCACGCGCGAUUCCCAUGUUGCAAGUUACGCGGCUGCAAAAGUGCAAUUAGUUUUUAUUUAUUAUUUAAAUUUUUUUAAUUUUCCUCAAGACGCAUCUCUUCUGUGGAAUAUGAGUUAAUUUGGAGUUGAAGUUCGUUUGCAGAAGAUUUUGCCUCCAAACUCUUUGUCAAGGUUCCUAAGGAGGAGAGAAGACACACAGCGGAGAAUAAAGAUGAUGCUGAGCCCGGACCAGGCGGAGGCCGACCUCUCCUGGACUCAGUCCGACCCGGAGUCCCUGCUCAACGGCCUCAAGUCCGCCGGCUGCACCUCGGACGAGCCUGCGGAGGGCGAGGAGAGGGCCAAGUGCAAAGCCGACCAGCCCCUGAGCCGGGAGGAGAAGAGGAGGCGGCGGAGGGCCACGGCCAAGUACCGCUCGGCCCACGCCACCAGAGAGCGGAUCCGGGUGGAGGCGUUCAACGUGGCCUUCGCGGAGCUGAGGAAAUUACUCCCCACGCUGCCUCCGGACAAGAAACUGUCCAAGAUCGAGAUCCUCAGACUGGCUAUAUGCUACAUCUCCUAUCUCAACCACGUGCUGGAUGUUUAAAAAGUGGCCCCCCAACGAGGCGGUUUGGGGUUUUUGGGGGGUUUGGACUCAAAAAAGCGCAUGCUGGGCGUUA